AUGUCAGAAAAUCUUAGUGGAAUACUAUGGAGGUCCAAGCUAGCAAAUAUUUCGGAAAUUCCACUCAAGGAAGAGAGGUUGGUGGAAGCUGACACUAAGUCUGAAAACUCAGUCUUGCAAAAAGAAUCCUCAGAGUUUCGAACAAGUGGAACUUUCCAAAGAGCAGAAACAAGAACAACUCAGAACCACCCACCGUUUAAAAGGUUCAGCUAUAGGUUCAGAGAUGCUUACAGGCUCACCAUUCCCUGUUCAUUAUGCAACCAAGAACUUCGUCCAUCUGAUUUUUUUACCCAUAAGAGACAGCACAAAGCCAUGGCUGUGAUGGGCUACAAGAUGACAGCUGGGGAAAAACCAGAAAGACACAAGGUUAUAAAACAGAGACAGUUCUUAAUCUCUACGUUAAUUGAAGCCUAUUUGUACAAUGAACAAACCAGACAAAACAUUGACAAUGCUUGUGAGUUCCUUUGUAAGCACCACAUACCUUCUUAUUACAAGAUUCUUAGCAAUUCUUUCAAUAGUUCUGUGCACAUUAGGAAAACAAAUAAUCCACUAGUUAGUGCUGUUGCCAUUUGCGAAGACCAGAACAAGACAUGGAGACCAGUGAUGGAAGACAGAUACAUUUUCCAGGGCAGAUAUGGAAAGAAAUCCAAUGUGUGUUUCUUUGGCUUGUUUGAUGGACACCAUGGCUCUGUGGCAGCUGAAACCACUGCUGUAGAACUCCCUAAGUUUUUUCUUGACCAACUUUCUCAAUAUGAUUUUUCCUAUAAGCUGACCAAGAAAGAACAAAGAUUUGUCCAUUCUUUUGACACAGUGUUUAAGGAGGCUUACAGGGAACAAGAAUACUGGUUUUCUUCCCAAAAGAGAAAGAUUUCAUCUUCACACUAUAAUUAUGAGUGGAUCCAUAAGGCCUUUGCUAAAGCAUUCUGGAGGAUGGAUAGAGUUUUGAAACUUGGGAGGAAGGAAGUAUCCGGUUUCUACUGGAGUGGCUGCUCAGCAGUUGCCUGUUUGCUGGAAUGCGAAGACCAUUUUGGUAGUAGUACCUCUUGGCAAACUGCCAAUGUCACUGAGGAAUCAGAAAUAGAAAUGGAAGAAAAGAAGAGUUUUCAUCUUUCCAAACAAUUUGAAAGUCAGUUUGGAGUAUUACAUAUCGCUAAUGUUGGUAAUGUCCAUGUAGUCUUAUGUAAAGGUGGGCAAGCUCAUCUUCUUACAAAAGAACAUACUACUCGAAACCUAAGUGAAAGACACCGUGUAUUAAAUGGAGGAGGAAAAAUCAGCAGCAAUGAACCCAAUGGAUUCACUGAAGGGAUUGUGCAAAUAACUCGUGGGCUUGGGUUUCACGGAAAUCCAACUCUGAGAAAGUCUGUUAUUCCAGUACCUCAAACAAUAUCUGUCCCUAUAGAUGAUACAUGUCAAUUCCUUAUUGUUGCUACUACUGGACUUUGGGAUGUUAUAGAUACAAAUGAAGCUGCAGCAAUAGCAAUGUCGUUAUUUAGCAUAUAUGAAGAAAUAUAUAAAAUGACUAGGCGAGAAUUGUAUAGGCCAUUCCAGAGAAUUCCUUUUUUACCUAGUAUAUCAUCUUCAACUAUCAGCGUACAAGAUGGUAAAAUCAAACUAUUGUACCGUAAUACUUCAGCAUUUCUUGAGAAAAUGUCUCAGCAGAGGACAAACAGAAAUUCACAAGUAGGCCUGCGUAGCAAAAGAGGAAGUUCUCUAACUUCACAAAGUUUGGAUAAACAUACAGAAUCUAAUUUAAGUAGUAAAACAGAAAUUUCAAGUUCAAGACCUUUUUAUUUGUAUGGUAUUGAGGAUAGUGAUGAAACAAAUAGCAGCACAUCUCAUGAAUCAUCAACUUCAAGUUUAGCAGAGGAAGAAAUAGACAGGAAUUUCUUUGAUUAUGCAGCAGAAUAUGUAAGUCACGGACUUGUCAAAGCUGCUCUUACAGCAGGGUCUAGGGAGAACAUUACUGUGCUAGUAAUACUUCUCAAAGGAUGUUGCUAUCAGCUAUAUGGAAGUGGAAUCUGA
This is a messenger RNA of Dromiciops gliroides (monito del monte), 2022 nucleotides long. It is a transcript of the gene PP2D1, whose product is annotated as protein phosphatase 2C like domain containing 1. The record is from RefSeq and is a predicted model, not a curated record. NCBI's taxonomy places the organism in Eukaryota, Metazoa, Chordata, Mammalia, Microbiotheria, Microbiotheriidae. The transcript has 3 exons. Gene Ontology annotation, biological process: protein dephosphorylation. Gene Ontology annotation, molecular function: protein serine/threonine phosphatase activity. The coding region runs from base 1 to 2022 and encodes 673 amino acids.